GAGGUACUCGCUGACUGUUCGACGACAGAAGAAAGCCCGCGGCCCGCCUUACAAUUGAGGGAGAGUGAGACGAGGAGUAGCUAACUAGUGAAAGAGUGACAGUGACAGAUUUAUAAGUAGAUAGAUAGAUAGAUAGAUAGAUAGAUAGAUAGAUAGAUAGAUAGAUAGAUAGAUAGAUAGAUAGAAUAGCAUAACAGAUAGCUUAGAGAUAGAUAAAGAGUAGAUCAUAAAUAACGUUAGUCAAAAUGGUUUAUUACUGUGUUUGUGGCGGGUGCAAUAACUCCAGCAAAACUGGACAUAGGGUCCAUUCCUUCCCCAAGGACAAAGGGAUAUUCCGAAGCUGGGGGCAGUUUGUGAAGAUUAGGCGGGCAGAUUUUUCAGCUAGCUCUGUCACCGCCUACUCGAGAAUAUGCAGCGCACAUUUCAAAGAGGAGGAUUACCACUCAGGGGAUGCUAAAAUGGUCUCACUUGGCUUAAAGAGUGAGAGGAGUGCUAAAUUACUUCCUACCGCCGUGCCAUCUGUGAACGCAAACCUCUCUGCUUGCCCCGUCACGAGGUCGAGAGACACCGUCUGCCGCAAGCGAGAAAUUGCCACGAUGUUGACAGACGCCUCACAGCAGGAGACUGUGGACAGUGUAGACACUGUGGAGAGUGUCGAUACUGGGGAUCAGCCCUUGCCCUCCUCCACUUCUGACGCUGGGACACAGUGUUCUUUGAAGCCCCCCCCGAUGGUCUCACGCUGUGCAGGUUAACCUGAAGCCCAAGAUGGUCAGCGCGGGCACACAGACAUCAUUCGGCACACAAACCUCCACUCCCCUUGCUAGUCCUGAACAGACAGAUGAAGAUGAUGAUAAUGCCUCUGUCAUCAGUGACUUAUCGUGGGUGCCCGAAGAGCCGAUGCAUGAGGAGGACUUGUUUGAUGAGGAGCCACCUUACACAUGUGACCCCCAUCACAAUGGCAUUGACAAAUUCAUUGUUUGCCAAGAGGAGCUGAUGGGCCUUUUUGUCAUCUGUUCGGCCUGUUGUGAGAGGUCAGAUAGUAGCAUCGUGCAGCAGGAAGGAACUUUUCUUAAGAUCAAGCAGGUCUGUGCACCAUGUGGCUACCACCGUUUCUGGCAAAACCAGCCAAUGCUCCACAGGAACAUGCCGACCUGCAACCUCCUGUUAAGCGGGGCCAUUCAUUUCACUGGAUGUUUGGCCACCCAGACAUUAAGAAUGUUGACUCUGUUUGGCCUGCAGUGCAUCAGUGCAAGCAGUUACUUUCGCCAUCAUCGCCUCUACACCAUCCCUGUAAUCGUUCAGGCCUGGCAAAACGAUCAAGCGAAGAAUUUUAGUGACCUACGGGCAAUGGAUGGCGGGCUAGUUCUUGCUGGUGACUGCAGGUCAGAUUCUCCUGGGCACUGCGCGAAGUAUGGAUCCUACUCUCUGAUCGAGGACAGAGUGAACAAGGUGGUGGAUGUUCAGCUUGUUCAGAGCUCAGAGGUCCCCAACAGCUCAUGGUGUGAGCUUGAAGGGCUCAAGCGCAGUGUUGGCCUGCUGAGGGAAAGGACCUGCAUUUAGCAACGCUGAUCACGGACCGUCAUCGCCAGGUUGCCAAAUGGGUGAGAGAGGAGCUGAGCCCUGAAGGGACACGGCAUUAUUUUGAUGUGUGGCACAUUGCCAAAAGUCUGGGGAAGGCAUUGGAUGCAGCUUCAAAAGAGUGUGACCAACUACAGCUGUGGAGGCCUGCUAUAGUGA
Molecule: messenger RNA, 1737 nt
Organism: Xyrauchen texanus (razorback sucker)
Lineage: Eukaryota; Metazoa; Chordata; Actinopteri; Cypriniformes; Catostomidae
Exons: 9
Coding region: 766-1560 (264 amino acids)
Source: RefSeq, a predicted model, not a curated record